Molecule: messenger RNA, 1212 nt
Organism: Trichoplusia ni (cabbage looper)
Lineage: Eukaryota; Metazoa; Arthropoda; Insecta; Lepidoptera; Noctuidae
Gene: P32
Product: complement component 1 Q subcomponent-binding protein, mitochondrial
Exons: 6
Coding region: 123-992 (289 amino acids)
Biological process (GO): cytosolic ribosome assembly
Cellular component (GO): mitochondrial matrix
Source: RefSeq, a predicted model, not a curated record
AGAGAAGAGAAAUAGACUGCUGGCAACUUUGUGAAACCAGAUCAAAUCAGCGGCGUUCUAUUGUAUCUUCUGACAAUUUUCGAAAAUUUUUCAAGACACUGCUUAAUAUAAUUCUCUUAAAAAUGAAUGGUUUAGUAAAAACUGCGCAGAGGGUAGUUACGAGCUACGUCAAGAACACAAGCCUAACAGGUGCAUUAGUGUCGCUCACCCAAUCACCUGUAAAACGUGAUUUCACCAGGGGAAUAUGGCACAUGAGCUGCUCAAAGAGGUUAGAUGGGAUAUCAGCUUCCUCCACGCUCCUGCACAACCACUCCAACACAUGCGGCUGUGGCUGCGGUCUUAAGGCCAUGCACACUAAAGAGCCGGAGGUCGUCGACCAAUCCAUGAAACCUAAACCUCUUGGCGAGAGGGAGCUAGUAGAAUUCCUGACUGAGGAGAUAGUAGCAGAGCGCAAGGCACAGAAGGUGAAGGUGCUGCCUAAAGAGCUGCUGGGAUUCGUGAUCGCCGGGGAUGGUGCUGAGGUUGUCCUCACCAAGGAACUAAAAGAUGAGACCAUCAGGAUCACCUUCAACGUGAACCACACAGUGGACUCCGACGAGCUGGAGGGUGAGAGCCAGCCGGAGAAGCAGGAGUUCGCGGAGAUGCGCUCGCGGCCGCAGUUCGAGGUGGACCUCGUGCGCGGCGACACCACGCUCGGCUUCACCUGCUCCUACCUGCAGGAGCCACCCACUGCGGGAUCCGAUGAGUACAACGACAUCUUCGGUAUUGAUGAGCUGACAAUCUACAAAGGAGACUGGAAUGACAAGGUGUACGCCGUUGCCGGCGACGUGCUUGACGGGUACUUGUACGACCUGCUGAUGAACCUGCUCGAAGAGAAAGGCGUCAGCAACGACUUCGUACAAAAGUUAUCGGACUUCAGCACCGCUUACGAGCACUCCGCCUACAUCAACCUCCUCGAAUCUGUCUCCCAGUUCACAAUCGGCAAGAAGUAGGCCCCGUCCGGCAAUCUCAGGAACCGAAUUGUUACUUGUUACCAUCAAAAAAAUGUUUGUCCAAAUAAAAAUGGAAAGAACCCCACAUACUCAAACGAAACACAAUUUUAUGUUCUCAAAUCUAUUUGUCACUGAAAACGCUGAAUACUGUGACAGAGACACAAAGACGUGAACUUAAAAUUGUGCUGCGUUUAUUUAUGCGGUCAGUAAACAUAGAAAA